AUGGACCAAAAAGGGAAACAUGGUAAUCCUGGUCUACCUGGAAAACCAGCAAGAACACCAGGUUUGCAAGGGAGUCAAGGACUACCUGGACCAAAGGGCUCUGUAGGACCCAAAGGAUUACCAGGACCCACCAGGCUAAUAGGACCAAAGGGGAUUCCGGGACUUCAAGGUGAAAAGGGAGAUGUUGGACAAAAAGGACCAAAGGGUCAUGUUGGCAUUAGAGGAUUGCAAGGACCCGUUGGACCACCAGGAGAAAAGGGAAAGCAAGGUGCCCCAGGGUACAAGGGACGACAUGGGCCUAAAGGCGUACAUGGCGACGCUGGUGCUCGUGGGCGCCCUGGUGACAAAGGAUUCCCUGGUUCACCUGGUCCAACUGGAAGGAAGGUGUGUACUGAAGGUGUGAUCGUAAUUUAUACAGCUCUGCUUAUCUUUGCCCUGUACAUGAUCCAGGGUAUGAAAGGAAUUCAGGGAAUAUCAGGACUGAAAGGUGUGAAAGGUCGGAGAGGACCUCCUGGAAAACCAGGUAUUCCUGUUCAGCAGAUACCAGGACAUCGUACUUCACCUCAUGCUCAGAGAAGAGGAUCACAAAAUAAAGCAAGGUCAUUAUCCAGAAAGUCUCGAUUUGACAAGCCUGAAGAUGAGUUUGAGGAAAAUAGCUUCUCGCAAGGCACUAAAGACAACCCAGCAACUACCUGCAGAGAGCUGAGUCUCAUCCAGCCUCACCUCAGAGAUGGGCACUACUAUGUUGAUCCAAACCAUGGAUGUCCAUUUGAUGCUCUCCGUGUGUUCUGCAAUUUCACUGCUGGUGGUCUAACUUGUGUGUCUCCGUCCGGUCCAAAGUAA
Molecule: messenger RNA, 843 nt
Organism: Puntigrus tetrazona (Sumatra barb)
Lineage: Eukaryota; Metazoa; Chordata; Actinopteri; Cypriniformes; Cyprinidae
Product: collagen alpha-2(XI) chain-like
Exons: 12
Coding region: 1-843 (280 amino acids)
Molecular function (GO): extracellular matrix structural constituent
Source: RefSeq, a predicted model, not a curated record